This is a messenger RNA of Carassius auratus (goldfish), 571 nucleotides long. RefSeq names its product rap1 GTPase-activating protein 1-like. Gene Ontology annotation, biological process: regulation of small GTPase mediated signal transduction. The coding region runs from base 60 to 383 and encodes 107 amino acids. Gene Ontology annotation, cellular component: cytoplasm. The record is from RefSeq and is a predicted model, not a curated record. The transcript has 5 exons. Lineage: Eukaryota; Metazoa; Chordata; Actinopteri; Cypriniformes; Cyprinidae. Gene Ontology annotation, molecular function: GTPase activator activity.
UAGGAAAUGACAUUGUGGCCAUUGUGUUCCAAGAAGAAAAUACACCAUUUGUUCCCGAUAUGAUUGCAUCAAAUUUCCUUCACGCUUAUGUAGUGGUUCAAGUAGAGAACGCCUGCACUGAUAACGUCCUCUAUAAGGUAUCUGUGACGGCAAGAGAUGAUGUGCCUUUCUUUGGACCAGCCCUCCCAGACCCAGCUGUCUUUAAAAAGAGUCCAGAGUUUCAUGAGUUCCUCUUGACCAAACUGAUCAAUGCUGAAUAUUCCUGCUAUAAAGCGGAGAAGUUUGCCAAGCUGGAGGAGAGGACACGUUUUGCUCUGCUGGAGACUUUAUAUGAGGAGCUACACAUGAACAGCCAGUCGCAUGAUGGGACUGGGAGGAGAUGAUGACAAACUGGAGAAUGGAGGAGGAGGCAGCAGUGGCUUCUUUGAGUCUUUCAAGCGAGUAAUCCGCAAUAGAAGUCAGUCUAUGGAUGCCAUGGGCCUCAGUAACAAGAAACCACACACCGUCUCCACGAGCCACAGCGGAAGCUUUACACACAACCCCCCAGACACCACCAAAACACCCGGCAUUG